Molecule: messenger RNA, 7115 nt
Organism: Nerophis lumbriciformis (worm pipefish)
Lineage: Eukaryota; Metazoa; Chordata; Actinopteri; Syngnathiformes; Syngnathidae
Gene: samd4a
Product: sterile alpha motif domain containing 4A
Biological process (GO): regulation of mRNA stability; nuclear-transcribed mRNA poly(A) tail shortening; negative regulation of translation
Cellular component (GO): P-body
Molecular function (GO): translation repressor activity; protein binding; mRNA binding
Source: RefSeq, a predicted model, not a curated record
AGCAGGAGGGAGAGACGGAGGAAAAGUUAGUCAAGAUGGCAAAUCCCACCGACCUGGAGUGAAGGGGCACCGCUCCCCCUAAAAAAACCACACCGCCUGUCGGCCUUCCUGAGACAAAGCCAACGAUGCAAACUGCGCUACAAGGCCCCAAAGGGGUUCCCUUAAGAACUUGCCUGUGAUGCAGAAGCUGAUAAGAUGUCCUGCAAGGUGGGAAGCUGACUCAUCAAAUAUCAAUUCCACUCUGGGUGAGUAAUUUCCUGAGGGCAACUCAUAACAGUCAAGGAGCAUCACAGGACGACCGAAUUUGAAGGAUUACUUUGUGGGUCAACUCUUUUUGGCACCAACGAGACGGCUGUCUUGCUGCCGCCGAAGCAAAGAAUGUCCUCCUGCAGCUUCAGCUGAACCCACCCUACAUUCAGAAAUCCCUUCAUCAGCGGUAAAAAGAACAUUGGUGGACAGUUAAGACGAGGUUUCUCUGUGCCUUGGACCCCCCCAGUCAGCAUCCUCGCUUCCAGACCAUGAUGUUUCGCGAUCAGGUGGGCGUGCUUGCCAGCUGGUUCAAAGGGUGGAAUGAGUGCGAGCAAACGGUGGCACUGCUGUCUUUGCUGAAGAGGGUGAGCCGGACCCAGGCUCGUUUUCUGCAGCUCUGUCUGGAACAUUCCCUUGCGGACUGCACGGAACUGCAGGUUCUAGAAGCAGAUGCCAACAAUCCAGAGGCCAUCAGCCAGUGGCAAGGCGAGACAAAAGAACAUGUCAUCUCACUUGUCCUCACCCAUUUGCCACUACUCAAACCAGGCAACGUAGAAGCCAAAGGCGAGUACAUGCGCCUGCUACCGCGCAUCCUUGCUCACACUAUUGAGCAUGGCCGUCACCUGGAAGAGUCUCGCCAACUCUUAUCGUAUGCCCUCAUCCACCCUGCCACCUCCCUAGAGGACCGUGCCGCAUUGGCUCUGUGGCUCAACCACCUGGAGGAGAGGGCCGCUGCAAGGGGAGACUCACUGGAAAGGCCAUCUCCGCAUAAUCGUCAAUCCACUCCACCGUCCACCCUUACAUCAUCAGGAUCCUCCACCAACAGCUCGUCUUCAGUUAACCUGUACUCUUCGCACCACCACCAGCGCUAUGGGUCAGACGAUCGCCUAAAUGGGUGGCAGAACUCCAGGGAUUCAGGAUUGGGUGGAGGCUGGCAACAGCAGGGAUGUGAGAAUGGACACCUGCCUCUUUACCCAUCAUCCUCUGUACCAGCAACCAUCAACACAGUUGGAACUGGUGGAAGUAGUAACGCAAUCCUAACAAGUGGCAAUCAGCAGCACAGUCCUCUGAAGCGCUCGGUGUCCCUCACGCCUCCAAUGAGUGGCCAAAGCAACCAUCCCAUGGGUCCUGUCUGGUUGUCCCAGGAAGAUCUACGUAGUAGCAGAGGCCCAGCCCCCGAUCACGCACCCCUGUCCCCUCAAAGCAGUAUCGCUUCCUCAGGCAGUGGAGGAAGUGAACAUCUGGAAGAGACCAAUUUAGGAGGUGGUUCAAGUCUGCAUCGCAGUUCUUUUCAUGAGGAGGGCAGCGGCAUGAGGGAUGUUCCCUCAUGGCUGAAGAGUCUCCGUCUCCAUAAGUAUGCAGUGCUGUUUUCCACGAUGACCUAUGAUGAAAUGAUGUCACUUACAGAAGAACAACUGGAAGCACAGAAAGUCACCAAAGGAGCAAGACACAAGAUUGUUAUCAGCAUCCAAAAGCUCAAAGAGAGACAAAACCUGCUGCGCAGCCUAGAAAAGGACGUACUAGAAGGCAGUAAUCUGCGUGUGCCCUUGCAAGAACUCCACAAUAUCAUCAUAACGCCAAUCAAGGCUCUCAGUGGUGGCGAAGAGACGUCCUUGCAGCGCUCUCCCCUGAACCCAGAAGCCAAAAGCUCUGCGCCUGGAUCCCACCUUGGUGGAGGAGGUGGAGAGGUGGAAGCCAGCUCAAGUGUCAUUGCAGAGGGUGAUAUACCCAGCCAGUUUAUUCGUGUCAUGGGCAAAGUUUGCACUCAACUACUGGUGUCGAGGUCAGACGAAGACAACAUCAGUUCCUACCUACAACUGAUUGACAGGUGCCUUAUACAUGAGUCCUUUAGCGAGACUCAGAAGAAGAGGCUGUUGUCAUGGAAACAACAGGUCCAGAGGCUGUUCCGGGCCAUUCCGAGAAAAACACUCCUUGACAUCGCAGGUUAUCGACCGCAGAGAAGCAGUCGUGGAUUCGGUCAGUCCAACUCUCUUCCCACCACAAGCUGUGUUGGGAGCAGCGUGAUGGCCAGAAGAAGCCUUCGGCAAUUCCAGGUGCCCUCUCGGAGCUUACCAGGUGUAAGGCUGGGCUUGCUGGGCAGCGGAGGCCUGCUGGGACCUACACCUCGUAGCAGCAGCAGCACACCCACAGGCCUCAAGCAAGGGAAACAGGGGCUGUGGUUUGCCAAUCCUGGAGGCAGCAACAGUAUGCCCAGUCGAACCCACAGCUCAGUGCAACGGACACGCUCCCUGCCAGUUCACACAACGCCGCAAACUAUGGUCAUGUUCCAACAAGCUGGGGGGACUCAGAUUAAUUUGACUUUUUGGACACAUUCAAGAGUAUAUUACGAAUUGGGGUGUCCCGAUACCACUUUUUCACUUCAGAUACGAUAGUGAUAUUUUGGACCUUAGAAUUUUGGCCGAUAGCGUUAUUAAUACGAUAUGAUAUCAGCAGGAAUCACAGUACAUACUGUACCGGUGGAAUAUUGAUAAAUGUUUGAUUAAGUGAAAUCAGUCAACACAACAAUAGCUAUGAGAAACACUAACCAUAGGGCAUACAAGUACAUAUUUUUAUUUUUUUAGAGUGUGGAAUAUUAGAAAAGGUUUAAUCAAGUAAAAUUAUGCAGUAUGUUGAAUUAUGCGGACACGUUUGUUACUGGACACUUUCUACUACUCUUUGACCUUGGAAACUUUGUAUCUGUAAGUCCGUGUUUUCCAUAUAUUAAUUUGCUUGUAACGGGCUGUCACAAGUAAAUUUAAGGCCGCCACGAGUUAAAAAAUAAUAAGAUUUUGCGACACAGUAACAAUUUACCUUCCAUCUCCUGCAAUCAUGUUCCACAAAACAUGAACUGUUAUUUGUUUCAAAAUGAAGAGUUUGAUGUUCGAGCAAAAGGCUUCCAUACUUAAUCAGCACACACACAAAUAUAUUGAGGGGUACAGAGUUAGCGGUCAUUAUUUGUUUUUCCAGAGUUUGGUUAGUAUAUGUCUGUAAGAAUGUAUUUAUUUGUUUAUAGACGUGACCGUUAUAUUACAGUAUUGUUCGUUUUGUUAAUAUUAGAGUCCGUUUUGUAGAAAAGGAAUCCCUAGAAGCUUAGACCUUAUGGACCCACAGUUAAAAUAGACAUUAAAAUAUAAUAUACAAAAUACAGUACAAUAUAAUAAAAAAAAAAGAAACAUUUCAAAAUCUACCCAUUUACAAUGACCUACCAACAGAAUUACAUUUACAUAGAAUGAAGCUUUUAAUCCUGCAAUCAGUCUCAACAUCUUAUUAUUCAAAUUUUGAUUAGGAAGUUGCAUCUUAAAGAUUUGCCAUACAUCCAAGGGUCAAGUAGAAAUACACUUGCUGUUUCAUGUGAAUUUUGUUCCCUUAAAAUCUCAUCUGAUAAACGUUUGCCGAGUUAAUUUUCAUUAGCCUGUCAUUGACCAUGUCCAUUGUAUCCGUUAUAAUUUAAGGGGCCCUAUUGCGCAAAACCAACUUUUCUUUACUUAUUGCUACCUGCCUAUGUGCAUUUGGGAUCUGCAUAGGUCCGGAAAAUUUUGAAAUCAAAGCGUGGAGGCAUUUAUAAAACAAUCUUGCCUUUCUUUCUAAUUCCCCCAAACGGUCCGUUUGGAAUGUGCACAAUUGGUGACGUCACUAAUUGGGAACAUUGUCAGAUUAUUCAUAUAUGGUAUAAAUCUACCCAGACUGCCUUGCGCACGUCCGCCAUUGUUAGUUUAUGCCCGCACAUCUGUAGUUCAGACGACAAAAUGCCUAAGAUUUGUCUCGACAAUGCUGUUAUUGGUUGUAUUACUCAACACAUGACACUAUUCAACCCUCCAGUCUCAUCUGAAGAAGUAAAAAUUGCCUGGCUAACUUUUUUGUUUCGUGGCAAUGUGCCUUGAAACUGUGAAGUAGUUGCUUCGAGUGUGUGACAAGAAGAGUUCUGCUCCAUCCACAAACUUUCACGAUAAGAUGGCUUUUCGAAAAACUAAUUUUAAUGGCGGGCUCGGUGACUACUGUACUGUAUAUGGCAAUUGAGGAGACAAUGAAACUGUCAGUAAUAGCAGUAGGUUAGUAAUAUGUUAGCACGAGUUAAUAUAAGGCAAUAGCGUCAAUGCCCUGUGGCAAAAUAGAUGAUUACUGUGUUCGACAAUGGACGAGUAAAUUAUAUAAUCCAUUAUCACCUUCGCGAUAUAACUCCCAGCUUAUUUGAUAGCUUUGGUUGUUUACAACUCGAAGCAGCCGUGCAGCAGAGUUAUUUACGUGAUAUAGAAUAGAAAAGCCUUUUAUAGUCAAUAUACACAUGCAUUUGUCAUCAACAAACCACGGUGAGCCACCGAUCUCGCUAUAUCAUCUGGGAUGUUAUGUUUUGGUGAAAGUCAAUGAAAACAAAUGGCUGGUGGUGGUCACCGAUGUCCAUAGUGCACAACGGCUCAUUGGCGUGAGGUUGGCGUGGUGAGGAGAGGUUCAUUUGCAUCUAACAACUCCGCCUCUCAUAACAAAACGUUUUGAAAGAGAGCAAAAAAGGGACUUGAAAAUAGGUCUGUAAAACAAAAUCUAUACAAAUUGUUCACCAAAGAACUAGCCUUACAUUUCAAGGAGGUGUUUUAAAUGUAGAAAGAAAAUCAUGAUGCAGCUGAAUUAGGCUGCAGCACCCCCUGCGACCCCAAACUAGACAAGCGGUAGAAAAUGGAUGGAUAUGACCCCUUUAAGCUAGCAGCAUUAGAGCCAAACUUCAUCCUGUAUAAUUGUCUUGCUUUUUCUUCAGUUUACACCAAACUAUAUUCUUGAUUUAACGUGAUUCUUACAUGUAUGUGCACUUCAUAAGCAGUGUUCUUAACAGCGUUAUAUAAUAACCGCGUCACUAAUGCUGUUACUUUUACUAGUAACGAUUAAUCUAAUUAAUUACCGUAUUUGCAGACUAUAAAUCGCAGUUUUUUUUUUCCAUAGUUUGGCCGGGGGUGUGACUUAUACUCUGGAGCGACUUAUGUGUGAAAUUAUUAACACAUUACCGUAAAAUAUCAAAUAAUGUUAUUUAUCUCAUUCACGUAAGAGACUAGACGUAUAAGAUUUCAUGGGAUUUAGCAAUUAGGAGUGACAGAUUGUUUGGUAAACGUAUAGCAUGUUCUAUAUCAAAUCAAAUCAAAUGAACUUUAUUUAUUGAGCACAUUUAAAAUUUACCACAGGGGUAGCCAAAGUGCUGUACAAUGAGCAGGUUAAAAGAUAAAACGAGUACCGAGCAAACACAACACAACACAAACAGAACACGAUAAAAAAUAAAUAAUUAAAAUAGAAUUAAUAAAAACAUAAAAACAGGAUCACAGCAGGUGUAUUAUGGGGCGCCAUUGCAGGAUGGAUAUCACUCAGUGUUAAAAGCCAUGGAAUAAAAGUAUGUUUUUAAGAGAGAUUUAAAAACAGGAAGAGAGGAGGCUUGUCUAACAUUCAGGGGUAGGUCGUUCCAGAGCUUGGGAGCAGCAACGGCGAAAGCUCUGUCACCUCUAAGCUUCAGCCUUGUGUCAGGGACCGUCAACAGCAGCUGAUCGGCUGAUCUUAAGGAUCGGGUGGGGCAGUAAAGCUGAAGGAGGUCGGAGAGAUAGGUUGGCGCGAGGUUGUUUAGACAUUUAAAAACAAAUAAAAGGAGUUUAAAAUGUAUUCGGUAACGCACAGGGAGCCAGUGAAGGGACGCUAAAAUAGGGGUGAUGUGCUCACGUCUGCGGGUCUGUGUUAGCAGACGAGCAGCAGAGUUCUGCACGAGCUGCAUAUGUUAUAGUUAUUUGAAUGACUCUUACCAUAAUAUGUUACGUUAACAUACCAGUUGGUUAUUUAUGCCUCAUAUAAUGUACACUUAUUCAGCCAGUUGUUCACUAUUCUUUAUUUAUUCAAAAUUGCCUUUCAAAUGUCUAUUCUUGGUGUUGGCUUUUAUCAAAUAAAUUUCCCCCAAAAAUGCGACUUAUACUCCAGUGCUACUUAUAUGUUUUUUUUCCUUCUUUAUUAUGCAUUUUCGGCCAGUGCGACUUAUACUCCGGAGCGACUUAUACUCCGAAAAAUACGGUACUUUUAGGUUAGCGAUAUUUUGAUGUAAUGUGGCACGCUACUGUUGAUGUUCUUUUAUGUCAACAACAAGACAGCGUCAUAAGUGCAGCAAGUUCAAUGCAGGAAAUAUUUUCUUACUAGUGAAAGCAACAAGCAUCAGUGCACUAAAAUGAACGUGAUAUCAAAUAGGAAGAGGCACUAUCAGACUGUGACUCAGCAGACAACAACAUACAUACACAACUGGAAUAAUGAACAACAAAUCAAUAAUUGAAGAGACAAACUUGCCAUCCAAACAAUACACUGUUGACAUGUUGACAAGAGGAUCUGACAGCCAUUGAAGCCCAUUCAAUCUCUUUAUUAAGCAAAUGUGACACAAUCCGGUGAAGAGAUUUAAAAGAGCUGACGCUAGAGCCGACAAACUGCCGCUGCUAACCGCUAAAGCUAAUAAACACAGCUUAGUUGAAACCUUUGAUGACGUCACACGUCACUUGGCAACAGGCCCCGCCUUUUAAAGGCACACACACGCAAAGUAUUUACGAUAGUAAUUCAAUUACUUGUUCGGUAAAGUGACAAGUACUGUAUCUAUAAUUACUUUUUUAAAGUGAUUUUCAGAACACUGUUCAAAUGUAUAUUAAUGUACUCUCCUUUGUGUGCUUAGUUUUACUGGAGAAAAUUAAUAAACACGCUUUAAUUGUUUUUUUUAAUCUCUAAUUUAAAAGACUUGAACCACUGGAUACGGAAUAAAAUGAAACAAACUCAAUAAAUAAUAAUACAUUCAAAUUGAUCAGCAACAUUAAUUCAGGAGCACAAUUUAUAAGACGUUAGGAACAGCUUAAACCAGAAUAGGACCCCAA